Cyprinodon variegatus (sheepshead minnow) is the source of this 1842-nucleotide messenger RNA. RefSeq names its product chromosome unknown open reading frame, human C16orf45 (gene bmerb1). Gene Ontology annotation, cellular component: microtubule cytoskeleton. The record is from RefSeq and is a predicted model, not a curated record. NCBI's taxonomy places the organism in Eukaryota, Metazoa, Chordata, Actinopteri, Cyprinodontiformes, Cyprinodontidae. Bases 170 to 766 code for a protein of 198 amino acids. Gene Ontology annotation, biological process: negative regulation of microtubule depolymerization. The transcript is spliced from 6 exons.
UCAGGAUUUGAAGCCUCGGCUGAAGAUGCUCUCAGCGUCUCGGGUUCGCUGGUCGCUUGUCACCGGGUGAACACUGACUCAUCUGGAGAAACACAGACAAGGAGGAGAGGGUACAACAUUUACCCCAAGGCUCCCGCUUGCUUCCCGGAUCUUUCUUUUCCUCUUCAACAUGGAGCUGAAGAAAUCUUUGUCGGACACGGAGCGAGCGCUCCGCAGCUACGGCGCCGUGUCGGAAACGGCGUGGACGACGGACAAAGGUCACUCAGACGUGUCCAUGGCUGAAAGCACCAUGUCUCCGGAAGAGAUCGAGGUGGAGAUGGCUCGCAUUCAGCGCCUUCGGGAGGUCCUGGUGCGCAGGGAGUCAGAGCUGCGUUUCAUGAUGGACGACAUUCAACUGUGCAAAGACAUCAUGAGCCUAAAGCAGGAGUUGAGACAGAUUGUUUCAGUGCCAGAGAAAGAGAAGAACAAGAAGCACAAGCAGCGGGAGGAGGAGCUGAUCCUGAAGAUCCAUAAACUGGUGCAGAAAAGGGAUUUCCUGGUUGAUGAUGCUGAGGUGGAGAGAUUAAGGGAGAAGGAGGAGGACAAAGAAAUGGCGGAGUUCCUCAGGCUGAAGCUCAGGCCUUUGGAGCAGAAACUCAAAUCUACAAAUCCUCCAAAGCCCAAGCGACAGAUCCUAGAUCCACCACCCAACAAACCAUUCAUCACUAAGUCGGGGGCGGCCAUCAUUAAGGACUGCUGCGGAGCCACCCAGUGUGCUGUAAUGUAACUGACCUCUGUAAUGACUGCUGCAACUCCUGUCACAUGACCCACUCACUUCCUGUUUCUCAGAGAACCACAGAUAGCUGAAAUCACCCUUGAGCCUCUUCAGAAAUCAGAUCUACUUCCUAACUACAGACACCUGGGAACUGAUCCCUGAUCAGUAUUCAAGGUGGGGGGGUUAACAGUGAGAGGCACCUUUUAGGGACAUCUACAGGGGAAUGUACAUGAACUAAACAUGCUGUAAAUAAAGUCUGAUAACUGUAUGGUUAAUGUAUUUAUGCCGAGGCAGAUCAGGUCAUUUCUGUAUAUUGCAUUCCUUUAAGGUGAGGAUUUUUUUGAUUGGACAAAUAAGACCUAAAAGCACAAUAUCUAUUGCAUUGGUAAUUAAUGGGGUUCUGUGAUAUGAAGACAAAGCCUCUCAUUGUUGAAUUUAUCAACAUUUUAUCCAUUAAGUUAAACUCUGCUCUUUCAGAAACCCAAACAUUUUCUUUCCUUCUCAUUUAUUAUCCCAGUUUGCAAAACUUAAUUGUUACAAAGAGCAAAUUUGUUCUUCUGUUGGUUAUUGUUACCCAAUAUUAAAAGGUCAGGUUACAACGACACCUUUCUGCAUUCGACACAGGAGUUUACAAGCAAACAACCUCUGCAGUUACCAAAAAAAAUACACAAACCUUAGAAAUGAGGUUUGUAUCAUAUGUUCAAUCAUAUGAUAAAACCUAAAGUCAUGCAUGUUUAAAAUGUGUACUUUAAUACUCUAAUCGUUGCUAAAAAUCAAACCUGAUGUCAGUUAGCUAUAAAUGAUUGUGAUGAGUGUCCAAAGCUACAAAGAUGUACUUUAGGGCUGCAACUAACAAUUAUUUAGCUAAUCUAUAUAUAUUUUUAUUUAUCUGAUUUAAUCUGAUUUGAUUAGGGGAGUCUUGGCCUAGUGGUUAGAGCAGAGCACUUCUGCUCUAAGAAAGUUGAAAGUAGCUGGUUUGAUCCCCACAACCUCCACUCUGGGUCCAUGAGGAAUACCCUUAACCCCACACUGCUCCCUGGGCACCGCACAAUGGCAGCCCACGGCUCCCCAAGGGAUUGGGUUAAAUG